Molecule: messenger RNA, 2313 nt
Organism: Periconia digitata
Lineage: Eukaryota; Fungi; Ascomycota; Dothideomycetes; Pleosporales; Periconiaceae
Source: the annotation of a GenBank genome assembly
UCUGUCCUUGAUUAUCAUUACCAAAGGUCCACGACGCUCAAUCUUAUGACCAUGCCGUUACUAUGCCUCGCCAACGAACUACUGAUAUCCAUCUCAGAGAAUUUCGAGUCAGAGAAAGACAUUAACGCUUUCGCACGGACUUGCCGCCGCUUAUAUCUUCUCACGAAUGACUAUCUCUACAGGUACCACUAUCUCAAGCCUCGAGAGGAAUACGAUUUUCACCAGUGGGCCAUGGAGUGGGCGGUACAAAACGGCCGUGAAACAACGAUUCAAAAGCUUCUAGAUGGAGCAAAUUUGGGCAAUGAAUAUAUCCGGUCACGCAACGAUUUAAUGCGUCUUGCAGUGGACACCAAUCAGCAUGGAGUCGUCCAGCUCCUGCUCCAUUACGGUAUUGACAUCCAGGCGAAGGUCCGAUCACAACAUACUGCUCUACAUGUUGCCGUGGAUAGACCGGACUAUUCCGAGAAGAUGAUAAAGCUGCUUCUUGAUAAUGGCGCAGACUUUAAUUCCCCAGGAUACGGUCGGGACGAUACUCCACUGGAAAAAGCCUACUACCUAGGACAGGCUCCAGUAAUGAAAAUGUUUUUCGAGUACGGACUUGACAUUGAUUCACUGAGCGGUUACUUAGCGAGUGCUGCGUGGAAUGAUCGUUUGGAGAUUGUGAAGCUGCUGAUCGAAAACGGUGCUGAUGUAAAUGAAAACGACGGUUCAGCUCUUGAUUAUGCCGUAGGCGUUGGGAAUGAAGAGAUGGUUAAGAUGUUGCUGAGGAACGGCGCAAAAGCGAAUUUGAACCACUCCAAGGCUCUUCUACAGGCCGCAUGGAGAGGCUACUAUAAUCUUCUCAAGAUAAUUUGGGAAAGUGGAGCAACAAUCGACAAUCACAACGGGGACGUCCUGUUGUUUGCAUUAGAAGGUCAACACAUAGAAGUAGCAGAUCUGUUGAUGGAAUAUGGCGCUGUAUUGCGAAAAGAAGAUCCGGCGACCAAGGACGCACUAUGUGAUGCUGCAGCUUCCAAUCAAAAAAUUACAUUGAGAUUUCUGCUGGAGCAUGGCAUGAAUCCGAAUGAGUCUCAAGGACUACCUUUGGCAAAUGCGGCUUGCAAAGGUAAUUUAGAUAUCAUGGGACUGUUGCUAGAUUUUGGUGCCGACAUUGAUACUCGUUGCGAAGAUGGCCAUACAGCAAUUUACAAAGCCUCAAAAGACGGCCGCUUUGAAUCGGUGAGGCUGCUUCUAGACAGAGGUGCGAAAAUCAACGUAGAAGAUGAAGACUGGGAUCAUCCAAUUCAACAGGCUUGCGGGAAGAACCAGAAGGACUUAGUGAGGCUUCUACUGGAAAACGGAGUUGAUGUGAAUCACGAAGGAGGAGAAUACGGAAGUUUGCUUGCGGCAGCCAUGAUUCCUGGGGGCAAACCGUUCGUACUAGAGCUUCUCCAAAGAGGAGCCAAUGUAAACGUUAAAGGAGGAAAGCAUGGGACACCGCUCGGCUUAGCUGCAGCCGGCAGAAAACGUACGGACGUAGCGCUAGUCAGACUUCUCAUAGAUGAGUAUGAUGCGGACGUCAACGCUUGUUACGAGGGGCAGUUCACAGCAUUCCAGCAGGCUCUGAUCGGCAGCUCCGAUGGUAGCGCUCAACUACUUCUCCAAAGAGGUGCUGAUGUAAACUUGAACCAUUCGCUUUAUAACGAGGUUUUCCACCGGGCUCGAAAAUUUUACAGAAGUCGAAUCAGAAAGUUGCUCAUGGAGAAUGGUCUACGAGACGAGAUCCGCUUUAACUGUAAAUCUGAGCAGGAAGAAGCGUGGUGGGAAUGCCAUGGGCAAGAGUGUAAAUAUCAAGACUUUCGCAUGAAAAGCGCUUAACCAGUUACGGGACAACGAAUUUGGAAACAAUGCGUAUUAUACAUAAGAUUAAAAUUUAUACGCACGGUCAUAUCUCAUCAAUUGAUAGGUACUCUAGAUAGACACAGACACACAUAGGAAACUUAUAUGUAUUUGUCUAUCAUGGGCUUCGACCGCUCCUUACAUUCUUCCCUCGGCCAACAUUGAUGCGAACUAGACGACUUAACCAACAGCCCACACUAUUUUUUCGCAUACACCUUGAAGUUUCAGACCUUUAUACCAUACCCUAACCUCCUUAAGAUAAUUUUACCCCUCUUAACAUCGUCUGGCUCAUCUGGUCGAAGACCGUGAGCAACCAAGAAUGCCCGAAAAGAUUCGUACCCGGCGUCCUUGGACGCAACUUCCACAUCUUUGAUAGUCGAUUUUGGUUCUUUGUUAGGCAUUCUGAAUGCUUAUAUGGCAGACAAGAUACGCGGC